GGAAACCUUCAUUCCAAUUCCAACUUGCCAACACCCGAGACGAAGCACGAAAGGGAACGACAGGCUUCUCUUUGCUGGAGCGACAUAUACCCAUAUAUCCUAUCGUCAUCCAUAGUGCAGUACAGCCAGAGAGAUCAGCGGUUCCGCCGUCCAGUCUCAGCUUUCAGUACCAGCAGCCUGCCAUUGCCGGCGCAACGUUGCGAACCGACAAGCACUAAAGCAACCCAAGAUUCUGGAGACACCCUCGUCGAGGUUGCGUACAGCCGCCACAGUACCUACGGCGUUCACAACUGCCUUGUCACGGCUACCCACGGAGGAGGCAUCCCAUUGCCAAAGCAUGCCGGCCGCGGCAAGCACCCAUGAAAACGACCGCAGACCGGACCCACGGCCGACAGAUCCCGAAGUCGAAGGACAGCCGCCACAGCCUGCCAAACCGAAAGAAACAAGGAUGUGGAAAGCGUUGCUGGAACGGGAGCGGGAGCGACGGAAGGCGCGGAGAGAACAGCCGAAGGAGAAUUGGGAUGAGAUUUGCUUUGUUGCUGUCAAACAGACGGACGAACGACGAAAGCGGAACCUGCCACCUUACACGAAACUCGUAUGUUUCCAGCGUCGAACAGACACGACGGAACAGGGAGGGGUAUCGCAGACGGCGCAUCGGGUGCAUAUGCUUGUAUCGCAGGAUCUAGCAGAGUCCGCGCAGCAUCUUGAGGGAAUGUCGCAGAUGAUGGAGGAGGUGUCGGAUACUGCCGUUGAGAGCAAGGUUGAGGUUAAGGAAGCCCAGAAGUCUUUGCUCAAAGCCAAAGAGCCUCCUAAGUUGACGACAAUAGAAUACCUAAAACGCAUCUACCGCCCCAACAUCGAGCUCUAUACCAACUACGGCAAAAGCUGGGAGAACGGCAAUUCGCGUCGGCUAUUGGAAAGCUACAUUGGGAGCGUGUGGAAAGGCGACCCGGUGCGAUUGGCGUCGCAAUGCGUGGUGAAGUGGAAGGAGUGGAUAGCCCAGUUGCAGAAAUAGGUCGUGUGACGGGGAGGGAUCGGGG
Fimicolochytrium jonesii is the source of this 1040-nucleotide messenger RNA. RefSeq lists its product as uncharacterized. The coding region runs from base 338 to 1015 and encodes 225 amino acids. The transcript has 3 exons. The record is from RefSeq and is a predicted model, not a curated record. Lineage: Eukaryota; Fungi; Chytridiomycota; Chytridiomycetes; Spizellomycetales; Powellomycetaceae.